GUGUGAAAGGUCCCACCAAAAUGGCACCGACCAAGAAGAAACAUGCUACUAGCCAGGCUUGUAUUAUUCCUGGAGGAUUUACAGUGCUGUCCUUACAGUUUAGCUCCGACAGUGCUGCACAGCACAAACUGUAUGUGAAAGAGCACAAAGUACGAGCAGAGAGAAGUUCGCACAGACCGCUGGACCGGACUUUAUUUGUCCUCAACAUCCCCCCAUACUGCUCAGAGGCUGUUGUCAGGGACUUAUUCUCGCAGUUCGGCUGUGUUCAGUCCGUGGAGCUGAGAGACCACCCGGGCUCCUUUCAGGAGUCUGGACCCAAGCUGUCCAAGUUUUUCAAACCAGCUGAAAAAAAGGGUUUCAAAGUCGGCUACAUUGUGUUCCAGAAGUCCUCCAGUGUAGCUGCAGCUAAAUCACACCCGCACAGUGUCCCACUGGUGGUCUGCACAGAGCAGCGUCCAGUGAGGACAGGAGUACAGAAAUGGAUUCAACAGUACACAGAGUCUUUCAUUCAGCCGGACAAACUGCAACAAAUAGUCAACUCCUUUAUGGAGGACUACGACAAGCGGAAAGAAGAGGAAGCGGAGCGGCAGAGGAAGGAGGCUGAGCAGCAGCAAGAGGACGAGGACGGCUGGGUGAAAGUCACAAGAGGCCACAAGGGCACCAAGGCCCGUCCCCACAGCGAGGCGGCCAACCAGAGGACUCUACAGAAAGAGAUGCGGAAGAAGAAGAGGAAAGAGCUCAUGAACUUCUACACCUGGCAGCACAAAAACACACAGAAAGAACAUAUUGCUGAACUGAGGAAAAAGUUUGAGGAGGAUAAACAGAGAAUAGCUCUGCUGAGGGCACAGAGAAAGUUCCGACCUUACUGAAUCAACUACCGAGAAUCUUGUUUGCUCAUUUCACUGCUUUUGUGCAUUUUUGCUACAUUACAAACCUUUUGUAUAAAGGAGCAUUUUUGUGUCAUUAAACCAAUAUUAUUCC
Molecule: messenger RNA, 981 nt
Organism: Toxotes jaculatrix (banded archerfish)
Lineage: Eukaryota; Metazoa; Chordata; Actinopteri; Toxotidae
Gene: rrp7a
Product: ribosomal RNA processing 7 homolog A
Exons: 7
Coding region: 21-869 (282 amino acids)
Biological process (GO): ribosomal small subunit assembly; rRNA processing
Cellular component (GO): UTP-C complex; CURI complex
Molecular function (GO): RNA binding
Source: RefSeq, a predicted model, not a curated record